Molecule: messenger RNA, 303 nt
Organism: Dentiscutata erythropus
Lineage: Eukaryota; Fungi; Glomeromycota; Glomeromycetes; Diversisporales; Gigasporaceae
Source: the annotation of a GenBank genome assembly
AUGCCCCAAAAAAUUUCAGAAGGAAUCGAAGAUGGUAAUGCACUGACUGGUACUCGUAUAAAUAUUUAUUCAAUGAUCUGGUGUGGUGGUGGUGUCUAUCUCUUUGGAUUUGUAGUAGACACUUACAUUCUCCCCACAAAUCCUGAAACUGCAUACCACCUUGAACAUGCGUAUGCUAUCCUUGAAACAUUGAAAUCUAAGCUUUAUUUAGCGUCUUUUUUUAUUAUGGAGAUUGAGAGGUCUGUUGCCAAAAAAAGGCGCCGGACAAUGACAGAUAUCUUAGGGGUUGAAUUUGCUUUUUAA